Messenger RNA from Paramuricea clavata, 765 nucleotides. The record is from the annotation of a GenBank genome assembly. NCBI's taxonomy places the organism in Eukaryota, Metazoa, Cnidaria, Anthozoa, Malacalcyonacea, Plexauridae.
AUGUUGCAUCCGGAUUAUGGUGAAGAAGCAAUGUAUACCUGGAUUGAAAGAUCAUUAGACCAGUCAAUGAAGGAAUUGAAAAAGUUUGCUAUGAAUUUAAAAGCUUCAUCACAAAACAGAUUAGACAAUGGCACAGCAGAAGUGUCAAGACUGCUAGCUAAAUGCUUUGACUUUGAGAAGCUGCUGCUUGGUCUUGAAGGAAUGAGGCGCCCUGACUCUGAAAACCAGAAUGCAAUAUCCUGUAUUAAAGACAAAAGCAGCUAUCUUGCGAUGGGAAGAAAGGAUUUCGAAGUAUGGUUUAGAUAUAUAAUCUCACUUCCACAUGUACAAAAAAAGAAAGAUGAAUUGCAUCAUUACCUUGAUGUGAGCUGUUCAGAUGCCUUGUAUCAUUGUUUUAAAGAAUGCCUUUGCGAGAUGUUUUGGGGUAAUCUUAAUGAGUAUGGUGUAGCAUGCAUGCAAUCGUCUGGAAAAUAUCUCUCAGAAUACUUUGUUUCACUGGAAAGAGAUAAAUCACCUGGAAUACGCCAAACUUUCGUCUUGACUCUUCUUAAUGGAAAGAAAAUUAAAGCUGUAUUAGAUGAAUCAAAGCUCAUUGAAAUGCUAUACACAGUGGAAAGCAUCUAUACUAAACUUGGACCAGAGUUCAUGUUGUCCCUAGACAUCGCAAUGGCGUCGGGCGGCAGUGAAGCAAUAGCUGAAAGUUUUAUGCUAUUAUGGAUACGCAGCGACAGCGAUGCCAUCAGUCUAAUAAGAUCUUGGAGCUAA